ACAUAAAGCUGAGAGCAGCUCGAGAGAUAGAAGUUUGUUCCACACAGUUUUGCUUAUUACCCAGAAAAGAUGGUUGACUCCCGGUCUAAUAAAAAUGAGUUUAUAUAUUUGCCACAGUCAUCUCAAAUGCCACCAGAGCUCUACGACUGGGAGCCAGUGCAACAAAAGGGUUUUAAAGAGAAGUUCGUCGAAAAAGUGAUGGCGAACCCAUUUGUACCAAUCGGAUGUGGGGCCACUGUCAUUGCACUGACACUUGGAUUGGUACAGUUUAAUAAAGGCCAAACAAGAAAUUCACAGUUAAUGAUGCGUUUCCGUGUCGGUGCACAAGCAUUUACGAUAGGAGCUGUAUUAUUGGGUGUCGCUCUUCAAGCCACAAAGUCCAACAAGGAAUCAAAGUAGAGGAGUCUUGGCACGCUGGCUAAUUAUUUGACCGAUGUCUGGAAAUACUAGAGAAUUUUGUGUUCCAUUUCUACUUUGGGUAUUUGUGGCUACACUAAGCAUGUUUAUGCUGAGAGGAUUGUGUUGGUUAAUCUGUAAGCAUUAGCAGCCACACAAGAAACUGAGAUUAAAUGAUAGCUUUAUUCUGUGUCGUAUCUACACUAGGAGUAUUGAAAUGGUGCUGAUUGGAGGGGUACUAUUUAGAAGUGAAGAAGAGGAAAAUGAGAUAGAUGAAGUGAUAUAGGGUGAUUUUUUUUAGCUCAAGUAAAUUUCUGGUAAUGGCCUGUGAUUGCAAACUUUUUCUGGGGGAAUUCCACUGGCAAUGCUUGGUGUCAGUUGUCAAUCUGUGGGCCUACACACACCUGUUUUUUGUGAUAAAAUAACAGUGCAGUUGAAGGUACUGUACAGUAAUAGAAAUAUGUGUCUUCGAAGCAAUUGCUAUAAUUGUACAGUAAUACAAUUAUUAGUUUCCUUCUCAUAGGAUGUAUGUUACAGUAAGUAUGUUUUGCAAUGAGGUUUUAUUCAGAAAUGUUAUUCUGAUAAAUGUCUAAUCAACAUUAUAAUUUAUUUUUAAAAAAUAGAUACUGCACAUAAUUAUAUAAUUAUGCAUUAUGAUUUUUACAAAAUAUAUAGAUAAUUAAAAUGUAUGUACAGUAUAUAGACCAUUUUCGAAAAUUUGAAAUGAAAAUUUCCGAUAACCUGGCAACUACCAUUGGAGGACUUUCAGAGGCCUAGCAUUUCACUCUACGUAUUUACAAAUCAUGGAUUAAAUCAACGAUAAAAGUAAAUUACGAAUGAGCACAAAUAUUUUAAAACGGAAAAAACUGGAAAUGUUUAUAUUAAAAACAGGUCUAUUUCAAUGUUUACAUAUACAGUAGUUAAAGUAAUUUAUUUGUAUCUGUUGUCUACUGCGCUAUCCGCUGCGCGGUGCUCUAUUUGUAACUGGCCAGCUGUUCAGGCUAGGCUGCUGGAAGUCCCCCAGUCAGUUUCAAAAUAAAUCUGACAAAAUGGUCUAUACAUGAAGUUAAUAACCUUACAUUUAUGCAGUUAACAUUUCUACUUUAGUGUAAUGUGAUGUAUUUACAUUAAUCAGUUUAUACAUAACAAUAUAAUGAGAACACAUAGACAAUACAAUGUAUAUUUUUUAUUUCUUUAUUUUUCCAUUAAAAUUAUGUGUACAACAUCAAUGACCACCAUUAGUUAUCAUAAAUAUAUCAUUAACAAAAAUAAUACACGACAUUUAUAAAAGGAUGAAUCCAUUCUGCUGAAUACAACUUUAGAUAUAAAUACAAUAUUGAAUACAAUUGCAAUUCACUAGAUGGAAUACAAUUAUAACACACUAUUGUUUCUUGGUAACAAAUCAUUUUACCCUGCGAACAAAUAACAUCUGUAAGUUAUUGUAACAUGUGCUGUACAGGGUCACAAUAUUUUACAGUAUGUAACAAACAGAAACAAAAAAAAAUAGAUAGUUUGGCCUUUAAAUGGGAAUAGGUUCAAUGUAUUUCAUAAUCAGAGUCUAUUAUCUUUUCAUCAAACAGCAAGUUACAAUAACCGUUACUGGGCGGAAUAAAUAUAGAAUAUACAGUGGUGGUGGGGAACCCCAUAAAUUUUUAAAACUUGUACAAAAAAUCGAGAAAAAAAGAAUAUUCAAGUUUGAGAGUGCCAUUUCUGGCCAUCCAGGGGUGUUUUCUUACCACAGCCCCAACCAUGGUGGUGCUGAGGCAGUAUAGAUCCCCCUCUGAUAUAUAAAUAUGAGGGACAGUGGCUUGGCCUAAUAAUUGAUGAUAACAAAUACUAUAUGCUUCAAUAAGAAAAUACAGUAUAGUGGAAAACAAGUUAUUUUUCAGAAAUUAUAUUCACUAAUUUCAGAGUUUGUAAAGUAGACUAAAAAAGUAGAAAAUAAUUAAAGAUUUCUUUGUUGUGUAACUACAGUAUUAAGAAUGUGGAUAAAAGUGUAAUUACGUUAUUAACUUAAUUAAUCCAUUGGUUUAAAAUUCCACAAAUGUGAAUAAAUGUUAAAACAGGA
Anneissia japonica is the source of this 2464-nucleotide messenger RNA. RefSeq names its product HIG1 domain family member 2A, mitochondrial-like. The coding region runs from base 70 to 399 and encodes 109 amino acids. Gene Ontology annotation, cellular component: mitochondrion. Lineage: Eukaryota; Metazoa; Echinodermata; Crinoidea; Comatulida; Comatulidae. Gene Ontology annotation, biological process: mitochondrial respirasome assembly. The record is from RefSeq and is a predicted model, not a curated record. The transcript has 2 exons.